AUGAGUCAACCACAGAGAGGUGGAGGUAUCUCUGCCAUCUUCGUCCAUGUAGGGGCGGGAUAUCACGGCCAUGGAAACGAGAGAGCCCACCUUCAGGUAUGCGAAAACGCUUGUAAAGCCGCAAUGGGCAUUUUAAAAAGCGGUGGAUCAGCUCUGGAUGCUGUUGAGAUGGCCAUCAUUGUAAUGGAGGAUGACGAGAUUACAAAUGCUGGCUAUGGAAGCAACCUGACGAUUGAAGGAGCUGUCGAAUGUGAUGCUACUAUUGUCGACCACCAUGGCAGGAGCGGCGCAGCUGGAGCCGUCUCGCCGCGAAUGCUACUUGAAACCUCUGCAAAGCCUUUAACUUGCCACAGAGUGCCUCCAAGCUUCCUCGUUGGUGAGGGUGCAACGGACUUUGCUUAUGAGCAAGGAUUGGUCAUACUGCCUCCUGACGGGCUCAUAUCGCGCUUUUCGAAAGAGAGAUGGCACCGCUGGCUGCAGGAUCUCGAGGCUGCUGAACUAGUCGAAAGAAAACGGGAUCCUUCACGUUUCCGCAUGGAAGAAGAUAGAGCAUCCUUCCUUCGUCGGCCAAUGCUGAAUCGUAAUCCAGCCCGCCUCAUUGACAAUACGCGUUUACGCCCACAUCUACCCAGCUCUCCCUUCACCGGAGUCGACUUGCUGAACCCCCUUCCUCGUCUCCAGGCUCUUGGAAGCAGACAAACCAUAGCUCCUGCACCACCAGCUAUGCCUUCGAACCAAGGACACGGCAUGGGUCCUGCAAUUGGACAACCUAUGGCUGUGGCAGGUGGACAAAGUAUGGCUUCUGCACCUGAGCAAGGUAUGGCUGCCUCGGCCAACACCCAUGCAGAUGGUGCGACUUUCCGCGCGUGCCCUACAAAAGCACCUUGUGCACCUGACACUUCGACGACUGCUCACCCGGGCGCUGCAGACGAGGAUGAAGAUAUGAUCAGCGAUACAGUCGGGGCCAUAGCUGUAGACUGUUAUGGCAAUAUUGCGGCAGGUUCUUCGUCUGGCGGGAUUGGCGCGAAGCAUCGCGGUCGAAUUGGGCCUGCUGCGCUGGUGGGCAUCGGCACCUAUGUGAUUCCUGUGGAUCCCAGCGAUCCCGAACAAGUAUCAGUCGCUUCAGUUACAUCGGGCACAGGCGAGCACAUUGCUACAACUAUGGCUGCGCAGACGUCAGCUGCAAGACUCUAUUACUGUCAAAAGAAGUGUAAGGACGGUACUUUCGAAAGUGUAUCCGAAGACGAAGCUAUGAAUGCAAUCAUAGCCACUGAGUUCAUGGGUGAGUUAUUGUAUUCCAUAUUCCUUACGACCAUUGAUAGAGAAUAA
Molecule: messenger RNA, 1329 nt
Organism: Aspergillus fumigatus Af293
Lineage: Eukaryota; Fungi; Ascomycota; Eurotiomycetes; Eurotiales; Aspergillaceae
Source: RefSeq, a predicted model, not a curated record